Cotesia congregata is the source of this 1371-nucleotide messenger RNA. Lineage: Eukaryota; Metazoa; Arthropoda; Insecta; Hymenoptera; Braconidae. The record is from the annotation of a GenBank genome assembly.
AUGGCGGAUAAUCAGUAUUCGAGCUACCAGCAGCAGAGCUACGGCCAAUAUAGCCAGCCGCCUCCAAGCGGUGAUCAGGAUACCUCGUAUCCACCACCAGCCACCGGGGGUUCGUCCAACUACAAUCAGUACAGUCAACCACCUCCAAGCAGUGGUGGUAACUACGGCAGCUACAACAGCGGUGGUUACGGUGGUGCUGGUCAGGAUUACAAUUCACCCAGCCAAGGUCAGGGAAAUUACUCAAGCGGCUACGGCGGAGCUGGUGCAGCUAACCACAGCAGCGGCAAUCCCAGUCCUGGUGGUAACAAUUACGGCAGCGGGUACGGAAGUAGCGGUGGAGGUGGAGGAGGAAGCUAUCGUGGUAAUUCAGGAGGAAGUGGAUACGGAGGCCAAGGAGGUGGUGGCGGUGGAAGAUAUGGAAGUGACCGCGGUAGCUACGGCGAUCGGUCAAGCGGUGGAGGUGGCGGUGGUUACAAGAUGAAAAGUUUUGUUGCGACAGAAUUUAAGAUAAAAUGUGUUACAGGAGGAUACGGUGAUUCCAAUGGCGGCAAUGACAGGAUGGUCGUUCAAGAGGACACAGUCUUUGUUUCUGGGAUGAAUACUGACAUUACUGAAGAUGAAAUUUGCCAACAUUUCGGUGCAAUCGGACUUAUCAAGAAUGAUAAACGUACAGGCAAACCAAAAAUAUGGAUGUACAAAGACAAAAGCACUGGCAAAUCCAAAGGAGAAGCAACAGUGACCUACGAUGACCAAGCAGCAGCGCACUCAGCAAUUGAGUGGUUCAACGGCAAGCAGUUCAAGGGUUCUACGAUUAAAGUCCAGAUAGCACAGCAUAAGAGCAACUGGCAAGGAAAUCGCGGGGGCGGUGGUGGUGGACGUCCCAGUGGAGGUGGAGGACGUGGUGGUGGCGGUGGCCGAGGUGGAUUUGGCGGAGGACGCGAUCGUGACGAGCAUCGAGGCGGUGAAGACCGUGGAGGUCGUGAUGGUGGUGGUGGUGGUGGUGGCGCAGGUGGACGUGGAGGUGACUGGAGAUGUCCUAAUCCAGACUGUGGCAACACCAACUUCGCUUGGCGUGAUGAGUGCAACCUCUGCAAAAGCUCGAAACCGGAAGGAGCAGGUGGUGGUGGUGGUGGCGGCGGCGGCGGACGUGGUGGUGGUGGUGGUGGUGGUCGUGGAGGAGAUCGUGGAGGUCGUGGUGGUGGCUUCAGAGGUGGGCGAGGAGGCGGUGGCGACAGAGGUGGUGACAGAGGCGGUCGAGGAGGAGGUGGAUUCCGUGGUGGUGAUCGAAGUGGAGGUCGCGGACGUGGUGGUCCCAUGCGUGGUGGUGGAGGACGCGGUGACCGAGACCGAGAUCGUCAAAGACCAUAUUAA